Messenger RNA from Camellia sinensis, 1135 nucleotides. The record is from RefSeq and is a predicted model, not a curated record. NCBI's taxonomy places the organism in Eukaryota, Viridiplantae, Streptophyta, Magnoliopsida, Ericales, Theaceae.
AUGAUUGAACUACAAAAUUUCCGACCUGCUUCUGUUGAUGAUGUUGCUAGUGUUCAUGCAAGAGCUUACUUGUCAGGGCUUGAGAAGCUGAAGAAACUCCAAAUUGAUGCUACAAAAACUUGUUCGUUGAAUGUUCAUGGGCGCCGACUCCUCCUUACUGAACUAGACGUUCACAAGUUAUUGGGCAUUCCUACCGAAGGCAAAACAAUAGAACUAAAAAAAUCUUCACAAGCAUUUCCCAAGCUAUUUGAAGAACUUGGAGUUGUCCAAGGACCUAUCAAACUGAAUGCUUUGAGAGAGUAUUUGACCAAAACAGAGGGAGCUGGAGAGGAAUUUAUGAGGAUAUUUGCCCUAUACAUGUUAGGUGCCUUCUUAUGCCCAACCACAAAGGAUGUUGUUAAACAAUCAUUCAUUCACCUCAUUCAGAAUGUGGAUGGCAUGAAGGAUUAUAAUUGGUCAAAGUUCACUCUUCAAUUCUUUGUUCGUGGUUUAUGCAAGUACAAUUCGAAAAGUCACUCACAACCAAAUGGAUGCUUAUUUCUUAUAAUGUUGUUUUACUUUGAUCGUGUUGCUCCUAGUGGUUGUGAUGCUGGUCGUGCUCGUUCGAUCCCCUCCUUGGCUUAUUGGGGUGAUGCAGAAAUAAAGGCGACACUGAAACUAUUCCAAAAUUCAGGAGGUUACCAGAAUGAGGAGGUCAUCCUUAGCGUAUCCCUUCUUUUAUGUUUGGUUUUUGUUUGUUAUUUUUCAUGUUGAAAUGGAAAACUAAAUUGUUUACGAUGUGUCUAUAAAUAGGUUGAUGUUAAUUUUGUUGUUGACGAGCCAAUGCAACCAUUUGUACAAAGUGAGGAAAUGAAAAAUAUGAAUGAUAUUCGGAUUUCAAAAAUUGAGACGACUGUUUGUGACAUGAAAAGUGUUUUGGAAGAACUAGUUGUUAUUGUUAAAAGUGGAAUAACUAAUUCUUCCAUUCCGAAGGUCAUGGAAAAAUGUGAGCCACUGCAAAUGUCAAAACAACAGGAAGCGGGGCACGGCCAUUGUAAAUGUGAACCUGGCAUAGUUGCACCUGGAGUUGUGGUAGAAUCUACAGUUGUACCUAUAGUUGAACAUGUCCGCCCUAUACUCGUGCCAAAACCUAAUG